Messenger RNA from Glycine soja, 495 nucleotides. Its product is annotated as double-stranded RNA-binding protein 2-like. Bases 1 to 495 code for a protein of 164 amino acids. Gene Ontology annotation, molecular function: double-stranded RNA binding. NCBI's taxonomy places the organism in Eukaryota, Viridiplantae, Streptophyta, Magnoliopsida, Fabales, Fabaceae. The record is from RefSeq and is a predicted model, not a curated record. The transcript is spliced from 2 exons.
AUGUACAAGAACCAGCUUCAAGAGCUGGCCCAACGGAGCUGCUUUAAUCUGCCUUCCUACAUGUCUAUUCGGGAAGGUCCCGAUCACGCGCCAAGGUUCAAGGCCACCAUCAAAUUUAACGGCGAGAUCUUCGAGACCCCUCACUACUGCUCCACUCUCCGUCAGGCCGAACACUCCGCCGCUGAAGUCCCUCUCAAUUCCCUCUCCCACCGUGGCCCCUCCCAUUCCCUCGCCACUAAGAUCCUCGAUGAGACUGGAGUGUACAAGAACCUUCUACAGGAAAUUGCGCAAAGGGUAGGAGCUCCAUUGCCUCAUUACAUAACGUACAGGUCAGGCUUAGGACAUUUACCUAUUUUUAUCAGGAUAGUAGAACUGACUGGAAUCACGUUUACUGGUGAACCUGCCAAGAAUAAGAAACAAGCUGAGAAAAAUGCAGCUAUGGCAGCUUGGUCCGCUUUAAAACGAUGUAAGUGGCUGCCAAAGUUUGGACUGUGA